Molecule: messenger RNA, 723 nt
Organism: Ochlerotatus camptorhynchus
Lineage: Eukaryota; Metazoa; Arthropoda; Insecta; Diptera; Culicidae
Gene: Gpa2
Product: Glycoprotein hormone alpha 2
Exons: 2
Coding region: 154-516 (120 amino acids)
Biological process (GO): cell surface receptor signaling pathway
Molecular function (GO): hormone receptor binding
Source: RefSeq, a predicted model, not a curated record
ACGUACUGAGAGUCACUUUGGCCUACCAAAUCGUACACCAGCACUGUGCUUGCACAAUGGUCAAUCGUACGAGUUAAAUUUUAAAAGUCUGAUUGAUUACCUAGUCGUAUCCGUUGGUUUUUGAAUUUAGGAACUGUUAUCAGUCCCUCAACGAUGGAGUGGUUGCGUUUGGUGGCACUAGUGUUGUUCGCGGCAAUGGCAUGUGGCACAGAAUCGUGGCAAAAACCGGGGUGCCACAAAGUAGGACAUACGAGAAAGAUUAGCAUCCCAGAUUGCGUCGGGUUUUCCAUAACAACCAACGCGUGUCGAGGAUUUUGCGAAUCAUUUGCUGUCCCGUCGGCUCCGUUUGCUGUUGGGCAGCACAAACCAAGCCAACCGGUAACAUCCGUCGGCCAGUGCUGCAACAUUAUGGAAACCGAAGACGUGAAGGUGCGAGUUUUGUGUGUCAACGGUAUUCGAAAUCUAACGUUCAAAUCGGCGACCAACUGUUCGUGCUACCACUGCAAAAAGGAUUGAAGGUUGGAUUUAACGCUGGACAAGAGCAGCAGAAUGUGAUCAAGCUCAUGACUGUUAUCCUAAUGUGGAAUAAUUACUAUAUUAUUUACCUCUGAGCCACCCUUAUGCAUUAGUGUGAUGACAAUGUGCAAUGUGUAUAUUAUAAAAUAAUCUUUUCCCAAAGGGAUACUUAAGGUCACUGUAUAUUAAUGUACAUUAGCAGAUGGA